This is a messenger RNA of Onychostoma macrolepis, 1444 nucleotides long. RefSeq names its product zona pellucida sperm-binding protein 3-like. Gene Ontology annotation, biological process: binding of sperm to zona pellucida; egg coat formation; positive regulation of acrosome reaction. Bases 44 to 1387 code for a protein of 447 amino acids. Gene Ontology annotation, molecular function: acrosin binding. Gene Ontology annotation, cellular component: extracellular matrix. The record is from RefSeq and is a predicted model, not a curated record. NCBI's taxonomy places the organism in Eukaryota, Metazoa, Chordata, Actinopteri, Cypriniformes, Cyprinidae. The transcript has 8 exons.
AAAAAGUCAAGGAUCAGCAUUAGGCUUCUGAAGGUUUCUGACAAUGGGGUUGAGGAAAGUUUGUCUUGGAUUGGUGUUUAUGGUUGUAUUUGGUUUGUCUGAAGGACAACAGCGAGGAAAGUCAAAACAAAAUCAGAACCCAGCUGCGCCUAAGCCUAGGCCAUUAGCUCAAGUUCCUCAACCGACUGAAACCAGGAUUCCUCAGGUUCCACAUAGAUAUGACCCUAGCAUCCCUGUAUUUGCACCACAAAGUUUUCCCGUCCAGACACCAACUGGGAGUGACUUUGGAAGGCAUUCUCAAGAUCUUUAUGGUGUUCAGUCAAAAGAACUGAUACUGGGUCCAGUUGCAAAACUGACAUGGCGCUUUCCAAGCCUACCAGAAGAACCACAGAAGCCAGAUAUUCCUUUUGAAUUGCGCCAUCCUGUACCUGCCAACAGUGUAGCAGCUCAGUGUGGAGAGAAUUCAAUACAUGUGGAAGUUAUGGAAGACUUCUUUGGGACUGGACGACCCCUAAUGCCCUCCGCUUUUACACUGGGAGGCUGUACUGCAACUGGAGAGGAUCCUUCUGCUCAAGUGCUCAUCUUUGAGUCUGAACUGCAUGGAUGUGGUAGCACAUCAUUGGUAACUGAGGAUGAACUUGUCUAUAUUUUCUCCGUUAUUUACACCCCGCAAGAGGCUUCAUAUGGUGGUCCUAUUGUCAGGAGCAGAGGUGUGGUGGUUGGUAUUGAGUGCCAUUAUCCAAGAAUGCAUAAUGUGAGCAGCGACGCCUUAAUGCCCACUUGGACCCCUUAUGUCUCUCCUGUAGUUUUGGAGGAACUUUUGGUCUUCUCCCUCAGGCUCAUGACUGAUGACUGGAGAUUUGAGCGAUCUUCCUACCAGUACUACUUGGGAGAUUUCAUUAAUAUUGAGGCUUCAGUGAGGUUGUACAACCAUGUUCCUCUUCGUGUGUUUGUGGACAACUGUGUGGCUACUUCAGUCCCUUAUACAAAUGCUAUCCCCAGAUACUCCUUUAUUGAGAAUAAUGGGUGCCUAGUUGAUGCCAAGCUCACAGGCUCCAGCUCACGAUUCAUGCCCCGGACACAAAUUGACAAGCUGCAGUUUCAGCUGGAGGCAUUCAGAUUCCAGCAAGAGAUUAGUGGAUUUGUCUACAUCACUUGUGUUCUCAAGGUGGCUGCAGCAUCCACCUCUACUAAUGUUGAGCAGAAAGCUUGCUCUUUCUCCACUAAUCGGUGGGUGUCUGCUGAUGAGGAUGAUCAGGUGUGCAGCUGCUGUGACGCAAACUGUGGCAUUGGGAGUGGAAGUGAUAAGCUCCGUAAAGAUCUGUGGUGGGACAGAGCCCAUGCUGGACCCAUCAGAGUCAAGGACUAUGGUCUUGGUCCAAUGUAACUCCACUGCACAAUGGCAAAAUAAAGUGCUUAAUCAUACUGUUUGAGUUACUGGUUU